Molecule: messenger RNA, 1389 nt
Organism: Parnassius apollo (apollo)
Lineage: Eukaryota; Metazoa; Arthropoda; Insecta; Lepidoptera; Papilionidae
Source: the annotation of a GenBank genome assembly
AUGCAAUAUGCACACUGGAAGGGUAACGGUCACUUUCUCACUGAGACAAACGUCGUUUACUUCUCUGGGAAUGACGAUAACAGCAGAAACGGGGUCGCUUUCAUUGUUCCAAAAAGUUCAAGGAACUGCGUAUUGGGGUAUGAACCUGUUAGUGAUAGAAUAAUAAGUAUCAAACUAAGGGCAUCGCCAGCAAACUUUAACAUCAUACAGGUUUAUGCACCAACCAGUGCCGCAUGUAAUGAGGAUGUCGAAUCGUUCUACUUGAAGCUGGAGACUACAAUAUCUAAGAUUCCACAAAGAGAGUUGCUUAUCAUUAUAGGAGACUUUAACUCUAAGGUCGGUUCCGAUUCCCAUCUACUAAGUUCUUGUUUGGGAAAGUAUGGACUGGGGCAGCGUAACGAAAGAGGGGAACGACUAAUUCAAUUUGCAGCAGAAAACAACCUCGUUAUAUCAAAUACUUUCUUCCAAAACCAUUCUCGGAGACUUUACACUUGGAUAUCACCUGACGGCAAUUAUCGUAACCAAAUUGACUAUGUAUUGGUUAGAUCACGGUGGAAGACAUCCAUCAGGAACACCCACACUUUACCAGGAGCCGACUGUGGUUCAGAUCACCAACUGCUGAUGGCCAAAAUUCAGCUUAAGCUAAGAGCGGCCCGAAAAAUUGUUCAACAGCGGAGGCUCGAAGUAAGGGAUAGAUCAAAAUUUUUAGCCGCAUUAGAGGAAAACUGGAAUCAGUGGACAAUUGUGAACUCUAAGACCGAAUGUCCAGAUAAAAUGUGGGAUUGCGCAAAGAACCUUAUUAGUUGCGCUGUCAAGCAAAUAGCUCCAACCUCAGGUACUCGUAAAAGGCAACACUGGAUGAGUGACAGCACUCUGGCUCUUGUAAAGGAAAGACGAGAGAUGAAGGCUACGGGAACAGAUGUGAGGACAUUAAAUGAAAAGUCUGCAAACAUACAGACAGCAUGUAGGCGAGACCUUAACGCCCAUUUUCAGAAUAUAUGUGCAGAAGUUGAAAUCCAUGCAAAUAAAUAUGAAUCUAGGGACCUUCAUCAAAAAAUUCGAUCGAUGACCCGAUCUCUCUGUACCAAAACAUGGGCUAUAGAGAACUCUCAUGGUCAAACAGUGACAGAGAUAGAAGCAAUAUCGGAAACUUGGAAGGAAUACUGUCAAUCACUGUUUGAGGACGUGGAAUCACAGUAUUUUGCCUCGACAGAACCCAUGGACGAAGAAAAAGAGCCAAACAUUCUGAAGGACGAAAUCAGAGCGGCCAUAAAACAUCUGAAAACUGGAAAAGCUACAGGCAAGGAUUCGAUUCCCAUUGAAACAAUCAAAGCCUCAAAAGAAUAUGGCGUCCAAAUUUUUCAUGCAUUGUGUAACAAGGUGUGGUAG